This is a messenger RNA of Cordyceps militaris CM01, 2133 nucleotides long. RefSeq names its product Tetratricopeptide-like helical. The transcript has 7 exons. Gene Ontology annotation, molecular function: protein binding. Lineage: Eukaryota; Fungi; Ascomycota; Sordariomycetes; Hypocreales; Cordycipitaceae. Bases 1 to 2133 code for a protein of 710 amino acids. The record is from RefSeq and is a predicted model, not a curated record.
AUGACUGCCCAACUACCUACCUAUGUAUGUAACUACCUACCUUGUGUACUUUGGGCGAAAGGAGGAGGCGUCGUGACAACAUUCUCUCAAGUGGGCCGCACGAGUAAUUACCUACAUACACCAUACACGUGCCGCAACGCGCCAUCCCCGACGGUCAGCAUGCCUGCCGCUCUAGCAGAGGCCGCCGUGAGGACUGGCCAAGAAGAGUACCGCGCCAAGCGUUACAAGGCCGCGCUGGAACAUUUUACCAGGGCUAUGCGCUUGUGCAAAUGCAACCGCGGUGUCAAGAGGGAUCGCUGCGCGUGCAAGAACUUUGAGGCGGUGGCGGACAAGGGUGGCUCCAUCUUCCACGAGGCCAUGUACACCUGCUCCUGUGCUGUCGGCAAGACGUUUAACAAGUGCGACAAUCCUGUCCACAUCAAGGCGUUGGACUAUAGGGCGGCCACGUUUGAGUCGCUCAAGGAGCUGGACCGGGCCAGACGAGAUGCGGAAUGGAUACUGGAGCUUGCGCCUCGCUUCCCCGAUGGCUAUCUACGCUUGGGCAAAAUUGCUCGUCUGCAGAAAAAGGAUGAAUUUGCAUGGAAGGUGUACAGCGCUGGGGUCGAUGCUGGUAAUGCGAACCGCAUGGCCAGCAGUCCGAAAAUCCAAAUUCUGUCGCAAGGAUCCUGUCCGCCUACCGUCAGAAUUGUUGAUCUGGAUCCUCUCAUACUGCAAUCUGGUCCAAAGAGUCGGACACUCACAUCGCGCGACUUUGUCAGUCUGUGGCGAGACCUCGACUUUACCGGCUCCUCGACCCCGCGACGACCACCCCGCCUCGACUUUCUCAGGAAGCUCGUCGCCAGUGCCGGACGCGACGUGCGGCGGAUCGUCAUUGAGGAAAAGAGUCACCGCUUCCAGCUCUCCCAGGCCAAACUUUUCGCGCUGGUCCAGGGCGCCCCCCGGCUGGAACAUCUCGACCUGAGCUUCCCCGACCACACCCUCAAACUGCCGCCCACCGCGGGCCUGUGCAAAACCCUCAAAACGCUCUCGCUGCGUAUGUUUGCCACGGAACCAAAGAAGAAUAUCGUCGGCCUGGAUUAUAUACCAAUGUCGGCCUAUCCGUUUGAGCUACUGAACCCCGUAGCAGAAACGAUAGAAACACUCCAUCUGUCUGGCUUGCCGAUGAGCUGGUUCCGAGAGCAAGACGUGCCGUUUAUGCCCAAGGUGAAGCAUUUGCGCUUGCAGAUGCGCCCCGGAUCCACGGUUCUCUUCCCAAUUCUUCAUGUCGGUUCCAAGACGCCUGCGCUGGAGCAGCUGUGGCUGCAAGACACACUGCCCGACCGCUCUAGCGACUGGGAAGACCAGUGGAGCAAGAUCUGGCCCAACUUCAAAGCUCUGGUUGUCGCAGGGGGCAACACUUCCACGGCCGCGCGCUUUGCCAUCACCCUCACCAUACGUCUCCUGUCUUCGCUCAACCACGGCAACAAGCUGGAGUAUAUUGACCUCGAUCUGCCCUGGAGCCCCAACCCUGACGCCGUCGCCAUCGAGCCUCUGACGCUCGACCCUGGCCCCGCCGUCCAAAAGGUCUGGAACAUGACCGGCACCGUGCUGGACCCCGAGAACAAUUGGCAAAAUGAGUACAAGAGCCUACGGACCAUCCGGCUGGCAAACGCCGUGCUAGACCCGGAGAGCCUGCAGCAAGUCGCCCAGGGCCAGGCGGCCGCCGGCCGACUCGACACCUUGGACAUCGUGUUCCCGCCCGAGUCCCUGGCCACGGCGGCCGGCGCGGCCAGCACCGCGCACCUCGCCAAGUACCAGUGGCUGGCGGGAGCGCCGGGCCUCUGCUGCAUGGCGCUGUCGCAUUUUCGGUUUUGCCCGUUUCCCAGGACGGCAGACGACAUGCCCCUGCCGACGUUUCUCGCCACGUUUCCGAGACUGGAGACGCUCGAGAUCCGGUCCGACCAUUACGACGAGGCGGAGAUGUGCUCCGUUAUUUCUGCCAUUAUAAAAGAAACAAAGACGAUAAAGCUCAUAUACCAGAGCCAAAUACGAGGCGCGUUAAUGGACAAACUUGGAACGGCGGCGGCGAAACUUGGUGUCAAGGUCGUCUUUGGCGACCGGCCAAGGGAAUGGCCUGUUCCGGUCACGCCAUAG